GGCGUGUGUUUGAAAUAUUUUACUAGUCAUUUUAACUGAUAAUUACAUAAAUUUAUAAAGUAAACGUGAAACACAGUAUACUAUGGUUGAAAUAGGAUAUGAUCAUCUUUGAUAUAUAAUAUUGAUUCACAUUUGAUUUUGCAGAAAAAGACUUACCUCUUCUUGAAGAUAUAUUGGCAAAGAUGAAUGAUGAUUGUAGUGAUGAUUUCGAUUAUCAGUCAGAUUUCACACAGUUCUUGAAAGAAGCCAGAAGCACCGCCUUCCAACUAAAUCAAAAUGCAGUCACUAACGAGAAAAAACAGUUGGAUUGGGAGGAAAAAACGCAGAGGAAAUCAUGGAAAAAAUUCCUAUUUUCUUGGUUGAAGUGGGACAGUAAAAAUAACUCAAUCAAGCAACCACCUCAAACCACGGGCCCCGCCUUGAAGGCGAGAAUCAAACGACCCGUUACCUCGGGGCCCCUAAUCGGGCUUUUUGGCUCGGGCGGGAGCCCAGAGGAGAAAUGUGAGGUGCCGUACAUGUGCCUUGGGGAGCUAAACAAGCAUAAGAUUCAAGCUUAUGGGCCUAUUUACUUGGUGACAUAGACAAGAGAUUUGUAAUGUUUUUUGUUAGAUAAAUUAAGGUUUAAUUCUGGGAAAUGCAUUUUAAUGAGUGUUGGUUGGAUGAAGUGCAAAAUCUUAGCUUUGGAUUGUUGUUUGAUGCUAUCUUCUUGUAGACCACACAUUUUGCUUGUAGUUGGCUCAACAUGGCAUCCCCAUAAAAUUGUUUUAUUCAUUUC
Messenger RNA from Salvia miltiorrhiza (redroot sage), 775 nucleotides. RefSeq lists its product as uncharacterized. The transcript is spliced from 3 exons. The record is from RefSeq and is a predicted model, not a curated record. The coding region runs from base 183 to 581 and encodes 132 amino acids. Lineage: Eukaryota; Viridiplantae; Streptophyta; Magnoliopsida; Lamiales; Lamiaceae.